AACAGCGAUGUAUAUUUGGAGGCACAGAUUGAAAAUACUUCCGCUACUGCUAUGGUACUGGAAAGAGUGGAUCUGGAACCAAGCCCAAAUUACACCGUGGCCAGCAUAAAAGCAGGUGACGAAGAUGAACCCGGUGGGAUGUAUCUUAAACCGAGAGAUAUUCGGCAGUUCUUAUUUUGCCUUUCGCCAAAGGAUAUUCAUGCUACGAAUGAGUUUUUGUCUUAUGAGAUUGCCAAUUUUAAAGCUACAUCAUAUGUAAAAACAGUUGAUGCGCAAAAUUUCAGCAAAAUUCUGCAAAAAAUUGAGAAUGAACAUAAAAAGCAUACCAACACAUUGUCAAAAGAAUCUCAGAAAUAUUCUCAGAAAAACGCACCAAUGUACAAAGAUAUGACAAAUAUUGGUAAACUGGAUAUGUCGUGGCGCACACAUAUGGGGGAACGUGGGCGGCUACAGACUAGUCCUUUGCAAAGAAUUGCUCCUACCCACGGUGAUGUACGAUUGACCGUGGAAAACCUACCAGCUACAGUCCCUGUUCGGAAACCAUUCACGGUUGAUUGUAGGCUUUAUAAUUGUUGUGAAAGAUCGUUGGAUCUACGGUUGGAGCUACAAAAUGUAUCACAGUCACUUAUUCUGUGUUCAAUCAGUGGCAUCUCAUUAGGACAGCUCCCACCUAAUGGCAACGUAGCGUUCAGUGUAGAGAUGAUACCUAUUGCUAUAGGCUUUCAGUCGAUAUCCGGAAUACGGAUAGUGGAUUCGUUUGCAAAAAAGAUCUAUGACCAUGAUGAUAUUGCGCAAGUAUUUGUGAUGUGAAU
This is a messenger RNA of Cylicostephanus goldi, 812 nucleotides long. The record is from the annotation of a GenBank genome assembly. NCBI's taxonomy places the organism in Eukaryota, Metazoa, Nematoda, Chromadorea, Rhabditida, Strongylidae.